Molecule: messenger RNA, 1549 nt
Organism: Beta vulgaris subsp. vulgaris (sugar beet)
Lineage: Eukaryota; Viridiplantae; Streptophyta; Magnoliopsida; Caryophyllales; Amaranthaceae
Exons: 4
Coding region: 29-1531 (500 amino acids)
Molecular function (GO): glycosyltransferase activity
Source: RefSeq, a predicted model, not a curated record
UUGAGGUUUUUAUCAUACACUGGAAGUCAUGGAAAAACUUCAGCAAGGUAAUGAAAUACCUAUCAACAACUCUAAUAAUAUUCCUCCCUUGAUCAUAAGCACUUCAUACAACCCUAAAACCAAGCACAACAACAUACCAUCUAAUUUCCACUACACACCAAAACACUCAUGUUUAAUGUUACUAAUCUUUCUAACCAUUUUCCUUCUCUUUCAAAUCCCAUCUCUUCAAUUCGCUUCGUUGAUCGAGUCUAAGAAGGAUGGCAACCCUCCCAUAGAUGAUCAUCAAGCAUCAAUGGCUGAGAAGCUUCGAGACGCGGUCACAUUCCUCCCAUUGAAGGACCUAAGGUAUGCCAGCACCGCUCACCAAGGUCAUACAUGGUUCAUGAGCUCCAUGAAUGACACUCAUGAGGAAGGUGAAGUGCAAUAUCAAAAAUUCCCUUCAAAUGAUUCAAAGGGUAGAAUACUAUGCAUUAAGGGGAAUGAUGUACAUGAUGGGUCGUGGAAUUAUUACGCACUUGCAUGGCCUGAAGCGUUACCCUACAAUGCCACUUUCAAGAAGGGAUUAACAUUUGUGUCAUAUAAUCAUUAUGAUUAUAACAAUAUAUGGCAUUGUUUAUCCGCAGUUUAUCCAUUUGUGGCAUGGCAUUUGAAAAAUGGGUGCAAGUUACCUUCUAGAUGGAUUUUGUAUCAUUGGGGUGAACUCAGAACUAAGAUGAGUCUUUGGCCAAGUUUGCUAUUGCAAUCCACUUUUAGUGGGCCUCUCAAUAUUGAUGGGUCAUAUUUUCGGAUAUAUAUUAAUGAUGCAAUGUAUGACAGGUUUGAAGGGGUGGAAGAAGAGCAUCCAAUCUGCUUCGAAGAAGCAGUGGUGAUGAGGCAUAAUGAGGGAGGGAUGUCAAGGCAGAGAAGGAUGGAAACUUAUGAUCUCAUAAGGUGUAAAGCAAGAACAUUUUGUAAUGUGAGCUUAAACCGUAAGGUUAAUGAUAUUGGAAUGACACUAUUCAUGAGGACUGGGCCUAGAUCUUUCAAAAAUGAUGCAGCUGUUAUUGACAUCUUUAAAAACGAAUGUCACAAGAUUAACAAAUGCCGAUUAUUGGUCGCUUACUCUAAUAACCUCACAUUUUGUCAACAGGUCAAAUUGAUGAGCUCAACAGAUAUUUUGGUAUCACCUCAUGGUGCCCAAUUGACGAACAUGUUCCUAAUGGAUAGGAACAGUAGUGUAAUGGAGUUUUUCCCAAAGGGGUGGCUUAAGUUAGCUGGGGUAGGCCAAUAUGUCUACCAUUGGCUUGCAAGUUGGUCAGGGAUGAUACAUCAAGGUGCUUAUCGUGACACCAAUGGUGACAAUUGUCCCUAUCCUGAAGAUGAUCGUCGAUGUAUGUCCAUUUUUAAGAGUGGUCAAAUUGGAGUUAAUCAUACUUAUUUUAGGGAUUGGGCUAAAUAUGUGUUGAAUGAGGUGCAAAUUAGGAAGAUAAAUGAAGCUAAUUCUAACAAGAGUCUUGAGUCUAAAACUAUAAGUUGCGGUUGUGAUAUGUGACGUGUUUAUGAAGAUUAG